UUCUUCCUUCUGUUCAUGACAGGAUAACUUCCUGAUUACAAAAUAACAGUGAUGGAGAACAGGACAGAGGUGACAGAGUUCAUUCUUCUAGGUGUGACCAAUGCCCCAGAACUUCAGACCCCACUCUUUGUCAUGUUCACUCUUAUCUACUUCAUCAACAUGACUGGGAACUUGGGGAUGCUUGUGCUGAUUCUCUGGGACUCUCGACUCCACACUCCCAUGUACAUUUUUCUUGGUAAUUUAUCUUUGGUAGACAUCUUUUACUCCUCUGCUGUUACCCCAACAGUUGUUGCUGGACUUCUUGUAGGAAACCAAGCCAUUUCCUACAAUGCUUGUGCUGCCCAGAUGUUCUUAUUUGUAGUCUUUGCUACAGCAGAAAAUUUUCUCUUGGCUGCAAUGGCCUAUGAUCGCUAUGCAGCAGUGUGCAAACCCCUGCAUUAUACCACCACUAUGACUCCAGCUACAUGUGCAUGUCUGACCAUGGCCUGCUAUGCUGGUGGUUUCCUGAAUUCCUCUAUCCAUACUGGGGACACAUUCAGACUCUAUUUCUGCAAGUCCAAUGUGGUCCAUCACUUUUUCUGUGAUGUUCCAGCCGUCAUGGUUCUCUCUUGCUCUGAUAGACACAUCAGUGAGAUGGUCCUCCUAUAUGGAGCAAGCUUUGUCAUCUGUUCUGCACUCCUUGUUAUUUUGAUAUCUUACACAUUCAUUUUUAUCACCAUCUUCAAGAUGCGCUCAGCUGCAGGAUACCAGAAGGCUAUGUCCACCUGUGUUUCUCACUUCAUUGCUGUCUCCAUUUUCUAUGGCACUCUUAUUUUCAUGUACUUACAGCCUAGCUCCAACCACUCCAUGGACACUGACAAAAUUGUGUCUGUGUUCUACACCAUGGUCAUCCCCAUGCUGAACCCUGUGGUCUAUAGCUUAAGGAACAAGGAGGUGAAAAAUGCAUUCAAGAAAUUUGUGGAUAAAGCAAAAUAUUCCUUAGGAUUUUGA
This is a messenger RNA of Mus pahari (shrew mouse), 990 nucleotides long. Its product is annotated as olfactory receptor 5B3-like. The transcript has a single exon. The record is from RefSeq and is a predicted model, not a curated record. Gene Ontology annotation, cellular component: membrane. Gene Ontology annotation, molecular function: G protein-coupled receptor activity; olfactory receptor activity; odorant binding. Bases 52 to 990 code for a protein of 312 amino acids. Gene Ontology annotation, biological process: sensory perception of smell; G protein-coupled receptor signaling pathway. Lineage: Eukaryota; Metazoa; Chordata; Mammalia; Rodentia; Muridae.